AUGUCAACUGUUAAAGUAUACGAUUACGAAGAAAUUGCAAAACAUACUACUCAUGAUGAUGUUUGGGUUGUUAUAAAUGGGAAAGUAUAUAAUGUAUCAUCAUAUAUUGAUGAACAUCCAGGUGGUGAAGAAGUUAUAUUAGAUUGUGCUGGAACUGAUGCUACAGAAGCUUUUGAAGAUAUUGGACAUUCAGAUGAAGCUCAUGAAAUUUUAGAAAAAUUAUUUAUUGGAAAUUUAAAAGGUGCAAAACCUGUAGAAACUAAAAGAGCUCAAUCUUAUUCUACUCAAGAAAGUUCAGUUAAUUUCCCAUUAAUUGCAGUUGUUGUAUUUUUAAUUGCUUUUGGUGCUUAUUAUUAUAAAACUAAUUUUUAA
Messenger RNA from Lodderomyces jiufengensis, 372 nucleotides. It is a transcript of the gene CYB5, whose product is annotated as Cyb5p. The coding region runs from base 1 to 372 and encodes 123 amino acids. The record is from RefSeq and is a predicted model, not a curated record. The transcript has a single exon. Gene Ontology annotation, molecular function: heme binding. Gene Ontology annotation, cellular component: endoplasmic reticulum membrane; intracellular membrane-bounded organelle. Gene Ontology annotation, biological process: sterol biosynthetic process. NCBI's taxonomy places the organism in Eukaryota, Fungi, Ascomycota, Pichiomycetes, Serinales, Debaryomycetaceae.